CUGGUAAACGUGAAAGUGUAUGGUAGUAGUUUCUAGUUUUCAGAAAAAGAAGAAACGGUUUCAAUAGCCUGUUUACAAAUCCAGAUGCCACGUGGUGUGACACCAACUAGGGUUCGACGCCGUCAGAGUGAUGCUAAAUGGAGGGCAAGUGUAGCUAUGUGUUAUAAUAUUAUGAAGAAUGUAAUACCUAACCAGAAAAAACUUGGGCGGCGGAAAGUUUCCAAGGCAUUAACUCUGAAGGAGACAGAACGACACAUUGUCAACCUGGAGAGGAAGUUGAGGGAACUCAUCGAGGAAAGAGCACCUAUGUGUGGAAAGGUAAUAAUGAUCGAGAAAGAAGAUAAUUGUAUGGUACCAGCAACAUUUGACGACAUCAAACAAGAUUUUGCGACAAAGCAGCAUGCACUCUUUAUGUGUACUACUACGGGAGGUAAGAAGAGGUACAACGUGCCAUCCGACAUUGAAGCAAGCUUAGAACAGUUGAGUCAGCAAUCUUGUGAUUUGACAGCAAUGAAUCGUAAAGAGUUAGAGGUGUCAUUUCCCCAUCUGCUCCAAGUGAUGGACACCCCAAGAUUUAAACCGCAGACAUCUGUGUCAAGUGAAAGUUCCGGUAAGCUACAAAGCCUACUAAAUACUCCACUUGAUGAUGUGAGCAGCAGAGCUUCCAAUAUACAUAAAACACCAGCCAAGAAACAGGGCUCUCUCGUGUCUAAGGUUAUUAUUUGCACGUCUGAGAAAGAAGAGGAGGCAUCUACAAAAUUGGUGAACAAUUUGAAGCCCAGCACUAUGAAAGCUUGCAAACAGCUGCCAUUCACCAGCAAGCCACAGACAUCUACAAAGACAAAGCCAGUUUCUUUGCUGUCUGGCAGAAAUUAUUCACAAACAAGUUUGCAGACUUUCAAUCCAUCAACCGAGACAUGUACUAACUUUUCCCCAAAUACACCUUUACAGUCAUCAUAUCUGACAUCCAAAUUGUCAACUGAAACUUCCAAACAGACAUACUCUUCCUCAACCAGAACUUCCAUAGAGACAUGUACUCAGCCGUCCAGCCAGGAGUCAUCAGCAUCUUCCAAGGCAUCUGACCAAGCAUUGGCUACAUCUUUAGCUGCAAAGAGCACACAGAUGUCAAGUCAUGGUUCCGGUGGAUUUACGCCAGUUAAACUGCCUUAUGGGCUGGAUAAUGGUGAUCCAAUGUUGACAUUCUCCGGAACCCCAGCUAAAUCAACCAUUGGAUCACCACUUGGCUAUUUGUCUAUACCAGAGACACCAGGCAGUUGUUUCAAUGGUGUAGACUAUUUUGAUUUGACUGAUGAAGAAGAUGUGGCAGGCCUCUUGUGUACUGAAUCAAUAGACAGCAUGGAUCUUGACACAACCUUCUCAGACAAGUCUCCAAGUGAUACAGCAGAGAGAAAAACACAAACCAUACCUGACACAAGGUGUGAGACUGUUAGAGACAACAGCAAGAAUACCACAGUGCAGACCAAGGUUCGGAGAAGACUUGAUAGAGACUAUGGUUCCAGUAAUGACCAGAAAGUGCCUACUACAGACAAAAGUUGUCUUGAGUUUGAUGGCUAUCUUCUGUUCCACAAAUAUAAUGCAGCACUGAUGGAUCCUGGCUGUAGCUCAUCUAAAAAGGCUCUGACCAUUGCAGACAUGUGGGAGAAACUGGAACCAGAAGAUCGUACUCGGUAUGCUAGGAUCGCUUCCCUGGAUCAGUCUGAUGAUUCCAAUGAUCUGUCUGCUGAUCUCCUCGGCAUUGAUUUAAAACCUUUACAUAAGGAACAUACAGCUCUAGCAGGUAUUGGAAAUAUACAAGAAGAUACUGGAAGUCAGGAAGUUCCAAGCCUUGUACUUGACCUGUCGGACGAGAUGCACAGGAAUUUCGAGCUUCAGUUUAUAGAAGGGUAUGAGGACCUGGGGGUGUUCUAUCACAGUGAUGUCUUGAAGGAGAAUUUGUCGAGAGACUCGAGUGAAGGAUUUCAUGACUUGGAGCAAGAGACUCAAGUUGUACCACAGAUGGGAUGAAUUCAAUAAAAACAUUCUGCACCAUUUUUAUUGAUUUCUUUUACUGAUGUUUUAGGAAAAUAUUUAGUUUUGUUCAUUGUAAUGUAGAUUUGUAUUCAAAGGGAAUGUCUCAUUUAUAUUUCUUCAUAAAAGCUUGUUUUUAUUUUAUUUAGAAAUAGAACAAAAAUUGUUGAAAUAGAACAGAAAUUGUUGUUCUCUUAAUGGAAAAAUGUCAGUAUAUGUGUUUAUUUGACAUAUUAGUACGUGUUAAACAUACAAAAUGUUGUAAGAUAACAUGAAAAUUGUAGGUGUGUAAACAAGUUUUACAAACACCCUACAUUAUGGUAGUUCUGCACAUUUGCACACUGGAAGUCAUAGUGUAAUGUCUUUUAUUUCGAUAACAUACUAGGAUAAAGUUUGGAGCCUACAUAUAAAUGUCAAGCCAUAUGUACAUUCAUAAAAAUGGCACAAUUGAGCUGUGCCAUAAGAAAACCAACAUGUGCGUUUGCGACCAGCAUGGAUCCAGACCAGCAUCUGCGCAGUCUGGUCAGGAUCCAUGCUGUUUGCUAACGGUUUCUCUAAUUGCAGUAGGCUUUGAAAGCGAACAGUAUAGAUCCUGACCAGACUGCUUGGAUGCGCAGGCUGGUCUGGGGAUCCAUGCUGGUCACAAAUGCACUAUGUUGGUUUUCUCAUGGCAUGGCUCAAUUUUCUUUUUAAGAAAAGAAAAGGUAAAUAUGUUGAUAAGGGAAAUAAUUUAAAGCAAUGCUUUCAGAUCUGCUUGGUUUGCAGAUCUUGCCAAUUUUGUGUAUUCUGAAGUUUUGAAAAUUCAGGUUUUAAUCAAAUUUGUCAUUGUAGAAGAAAUGUAGAUCUGAAUGUGCAGAAUUACCUUAAUCCAUUUCUUACGUGUGUUUAGUUGAUACAAAACCUGUACUAUAAAUUAUGAAGGAAAAUGAUUUGUUGGCUCUGCUACCAUAAAAUGUACAAAAUUUGGAAUGGCAUAAUUAAGUUUUACAGGUGUUUUAUGAACAUGAAUGUAGAUGUUACCCUGCUAAAUGUCUAUAAUGAACUUUUCUGUCUUUCAAUUUGGACAAUACCAAUAACUGUUUUUACCAUGAAGAUACUGACGGAAUAGCGAACAGUGCAGGUCAUGAUCAGACUGCAUGGACGUGCAGGCUGAUCAUAAUCUACACUGGCCGCAAAGGCAGAAUCAAUCGUGUCAAGCAUGAUGAGGGUUAAAAUUGCUGGAUUUUUACACCACAAGAUACUAAAGUGCUUAAUAUUCCACAACUGAAUAGGCAGUUGAUAUGGUUAUAGUUUAAGUCUGACUGUCCGUAACACAUUGUCUGCAGCUUAACGCCAAAACUAGAGACAGUUUGAAGGGAAUUUGCUUAAACUUUAGAACAGUCCAGCAUGGCUCUUGUUAUAAUACAUAUUCCCAUACAAGUAUGAAAUCUCAACCUGAAUCUCUAUAAAUUAAUAAACAGAAUUUCUGGGUGUAUUAUAUGUGUUCAAGAAAUUUAAUGUGAUAUACCACAUUUUUGCUCUCCCAAGGGUGGUCUUUGUAGACAGGUUUGACUGUAUAUAUAUAUUUAUGUCUCCCAUCAUAUAGUUGUGUGGGAGAUAUACUGAUUUACUGCUGUGUGUUUGUCUAUCUGUCACAAAUCUUGUCCGUGCUCUAUGUCAAACAGUUCUCAUCCGAUCUUUACCAAACUUGAAAAAAAAUGUGUUUACCAAUAAGUCCUCGGCCAAGUUCAAUAAAGAGCUAAAUCGCCCCAGGCCCUUAGAAUUAUGGCCCUUGAUUUACCAAAAAUCGCUCUGUACACAUUUAUCCACAUAUUAAGUUGAAUAUUCCUCAUCCGAUCAUCACCUAACUUGAAUAAAAUGUGUUUGCCAAUAAGACCUCGGCCAAGUUUAAUAACUAGCCAAAGCGGCCCAGGCACUUCAGAAUUAUGGUCCUUGAGUAACUGAAAAUCACUCUAUACACGGUUACCAGUGAUACAUGUAUUGGUGCAUGGUUGACUCCAAUACUUAACUAUUCAGAUGAUUAGGCAGUUGUGGGAGACAUGCGCUUUUCUCAAAAGUAGCUCUAGUUAGUUUUGAUUUCUCUGUCUUUUACAUUAAUUUUUUCUUGAAUUUUGCUUACCUUUAAAGUGAAAGAUCUCCAAAACAACAAAAUUGUCAGCAAACAUUUGCUGUUGAAAUAGGAAAUGUUGUGGUGAAACAUGAUGUUAUGACAUCUGUAGUGUUGUGUGACCUCUUGAAUGCUCAGUAUUUGGGUCGCAAGAUUCUUUGGGGAUUUUAGACUGUUUGCCUGUAGCCUCCUGCCUUUGCAACAAUUGCAUACCAAGAUCAGCGUGCACAUCCUGUUCUGCACUGUUUGCUAUUUGGUCAGUAAAUUUCAGUGAACACUCCUUCAAAUGAUAAGUGGUACUGCCCAAAUUGAAUGAUAGACCAUUCCAUUUUAGAAAUAUAGCAGGGUAAAGGUUACUAUUUGAUAAUAUCACAGCCUAGCAAAAAUUGUCAGGACACAUUAAUAUGUAGACACUAUUUAAUGGUAUAGAUUACUUUAAUGAUUUUGUGGGUGUUUAAGUUAUUGCUGCAAUUUACAACAUCUAUCAUUGAAACUGUCAAAGGGAUGCAAAUUGCAACAAAUAAUAUCCACGAUUUUGUAUGUUUUAAAUUGAUCUUUUGUUAUAAUUUGGGUGUAAAGUAGUAUCACCCUGUGAUAUAUGACUCACCAGCUAAUAAUUACCGUGCAUAUUGUUUUUGUUUUUUUUCUAAUAAUACAGGGUGGAGUGACAGAGCAUUUUAGAUCUUUUGUAGAUAUAUGAUAGCAAAAAUAAAGGUAAAAGCUGUAUCAUGUGUAAUCCAUAAUUUGUUGGAAAAAACAAGAGUUAAACAUUCAAGAAAACAUUGGAGUUUAGAUUCUUUUCUUGAAUUUUCUUUUUUAGCCAUUAAAUAUUCAUUCUUUAAUAUUGGGAUUGGGUAUUGAACUGUUUACUUUUUAUGCCCCUAAAGGGAGGCAUAUAGUUUUUUAACCGUCUGUCAGUCUGUCUGCAAUUUUCGUGUCCGGUCCAUAUCUUUGUCGUCGAUGGAUGGAUUUUCAAGUAACUUGGCAUGAAUGCGUACCACAGUAAGACGAUGUGUCGCGCGCAAGACCCAGGUCCGUAGCUCAAGGUCAAGGUCACACUUAGACAUUUAAGGUCAUUUUUCAUGAUAGUGCAUUCGUGUCCGGUCCAUAUCUUUGUCAUCCAUGGAUGGAUUUUCAAAUAACUUGGCAUGAAUGUGUACCACAGUAAGACGACGUGUCGUGCGCAAGACCCAGGUCCGUAGCUCAAAGGUCAAGGUCACACUUAGACGUUAAAGGUUAUAUUUCAUGAUAGUGCAUUGAUGGGCGUGUCCGGUCAUAUCUUUGUCAUUCAUGCAUGGAUUUUAAAAUUAUUGGGCAUGAAUGUGUACCACAGUAAGACGACGUGUCGCGCGCAAGACCCAGUUCCGUAGGUCAAAGGUCCUAAACUCUAACAUAGGCCAUAACUAUUCAUUCAGAGUGCCAUCGGGGGCAUGUGUCAUCCUAUGGUGACAGCUCUUGUUCUGACUGUAAUGACAAGGCAUAAGAUGAGGAUUUGUAUGUUUUGGUUUUAGUCCUAUUUUUGAACAGUGGUUCAUUUAUGUAAUGAAUUGUUAAUCUGACCAGUGGUCCUGGAUUCUGUACAAACUUCUUUACAUGUAUCAUUGGUGUAGGACAAUAUGAUUUCAGAUAAAAAUCAAAAUCAAAUAUAUACACAUAAAUGUUCAUCAUCGUAAUAUUAUGAGAAUUUAGGACAACUUAGGUCAUAAGAUCAAAGGUCAUGGUCACCUACAGAGGUCAAAGGUCAGUAUUUCAAUAUUUUACCAUCUCUUAUUAAAACUGUGCCUUAGGGUAUAAAUCAUUGAUAGCUCUAGUUACAUUUGAUGGACUUCAUUUAUUUGGUUCUAGCACCCUUUAAUCGUAUUUUUUAGUGAUUUUUGUAAAUAACUUUUGUUAAUGUUUGUUAAUCAUUCUAAAAUCUUUGCAAGCUGCAUGGGAAAAAAUGCUAAUGAUGAGAGUGCCUUAAAUGGGUAAUUAUUUAUUUUGUAUGUUUUUCUUGUUGUAAACAGUUGCAGUACUUUGUUUUUGUUGUAUUGUUUGGUUGGAUCAUGCACAAGUAAAAACCCUUGCAUUUUAUAAAUUAUUGUGUUUUUUUCUUGUUAUAUCACAUGAAAUUGUUGUUAACACAGUAGAGGCCACACUUAUACUCUUUCAAUAAAGUGUGUCAGAUGUCAUAGAAAAUUCUUGUUAAGGUUUAAGAGUAUAUCAUCAAAACACAGAAAUAUUUGAUAAACGAACAACAUCUUUACCAACAAUCUACCUGUUCUGCCGAACUGUCCUGUACAAUGGAUACUUAAAAUAGUCUGAAAAAACUGUCCCCCUUUAAAAAUGAAUGCCAUUUGUAAAUAAAUAAAAGUAAACAACUGCUAAAAACUACAUUCCACCUAGUUCUGUGAAAUUUCAGCACUGGGACAUUAUUGCAAUUGCAUCACAUAUGUGUAACAAUUCUUUGAAAAUGGUGAGUUAAUGUUUGUCUCUGUGAAUAUAGGUCAAGUUCGAAACUGGGUUACCUAUGUUCAAAAACCAGCUCACUAGUUCAAAUCAUAGAAAAACUUUGUUAACAUUCUAGAGAGUCACAUUUUUAGCUUGACUAUUCGAAGAGUAGUCCGAGCUAUUCUACUCACCCUGGCGUUGGCGUCACACCUUGGUUACAGUUUUGCAUGCAAGUACAUGUAUAUAUAGCUCAUUUAAAGGCAUAUAGCUUUGAAACUUAUUUCACUGGAUCAAGUCCCAUAACCAGGGCUAGCGCUGGAAUGGGCAUUUUGAGCAAAAUGCUUAAAAUGCUAAUUUUGGCUCAAGAAAAUUCAGAAAUGGCUCAAACUCUAAAAAAACCCUUCUUUAAGAAUUAAAACCAGGUAUGUUAUUUUGGACCAAAGAGUGCCAAGACAGACUGUGUCAAAACAUGCAAUAUACAAGAGGCACCAUCCACGGUCCAUUAACACCAUUAAGUGACAAUAAACCUAUGCCACUGGGGUAAUUAAAAGCAUCUCUCACAGUUUGUUUAGCUAAAUUGGUACUGAUUAAUGAAUAUACAUGGAUCAAAGGUGUUGUUUGUGGCACAUGCCAUGACUAAAGUUCCUUGAUUGAAUAAAAUAUUGAGCCAUCUUUUAUAAACUCAUCAAAAGACAAGAUUAAAGAAUGUUGAAAGGUAUGUGUGUUUGAACUUUAUUGUUCAAAAAAGUUUAAUUAAAUAAAAUUAUUUCAAAUGAGUAAUUCAUUAUUGAUGCCAAUAAGUAUAUAAUAAAAUGUUUUUAAAUUAA
Mercenaria mercenaria is the source of this 7392-nucleotide messenger RNA. RefSeq lists its product as uncharacterized. Gene Ontology annotation, molecular function: protein dimerization activity. The transcript is spliced from 14 exons. The record is from RefSeq and is a predicted model, not a curated record. The coding region runs from base 85 to 2025 and encodes 646 amino acids. Lineage: Eukaryota; Metazoa; Mollusca; Bivalvia; Venerida; Veneridae.